This is a messenger RNA of Strongylus vulgaris, 371 nucleotides long. NCBI's taxonomy places the organism in Eukaryota, Metazoa, Nematoda, Chromadorea, Rhabditida, Strongylidae. The record is from the annotation of a GenBank genome assembly.
AUGGCUAAGUCUCACGCAUAUGCAAUGAUUAUGUUGGUUUGGGCAAUCGCGUUAGCAGCUAAUGUCCUCAUGUUAUUCAUGUACGAGGAGCAGACUUAUAAUGGCAAUGGCUUGACAUGUACACCGAUCUACAAACCUAUCUACCAUUUUGCCAAUCAGGUUUACAUGACCAUUGUACUGCUUGCUAUUCCAUUGAUAAUCAUGACAGUUCUUUAUGGAUCCGUAAUUCGCACACUGAAAGUUGGUAUACGUCAAGAAGUCGCAGUCGAUUCGAUGGAUCAAGAGAGCAAACGUUCCGGUAUUUUUUGCUGCAAUACUAGCUCUGCUAGGGAUGCAAAGGUAUUUGCCUCUUUUUGCAGACAGUGUUGAUG